AUGGCGAUCGUAAAGAAAAAGAAAACAACCGGGAAGAAAAAAAGUUUGGUCGGCAAACACGAAGUGGAUAAGAAAGUCGAGAAACCGUCAAUUGCGGUAAAAGAGCACUUAGCUACUAUUAAAACUGUGUUUUCUCUCAGGGAGUCAACGGAAGGAAAAAAUCAAUCAAACGAAAUUCAUCCACUGCGAAUGGUUCCUCUCCGGCAAAGAAGAAGGUUAAAAAGAUGGUUUUGGUGGACAAAGAGCAUUCCAAAGUCAAUAACGAUGUGGAGAAAAUACAGUUGGUGAGAAAGCUGUCUUGGUGUGGUUGUAUUUAUGCAUUGUGGAUCGUAAAACGAAGUAUUUUAAUACAAGCCUGAUCAACAUAUUAAUGAUGACUAAGUUUUUGCGCGGUCGUGCGUACGCUCGGGUUUUUGAAUCCACUUGAAAAAUAUCGCGUUUUUUGCCUCCCGGCAAAAUUAAAGCUCAGUCACCCACAAGCUCGCUACUUAGCGUUUCAUUGAAAUAAUAUUAAUUAUGAAACAAAUGAAGCAAACAUUUUCAGAUUGACGACGAUGAUUUUAUUGGCCAACCUGAUUUGUUAAUUGGAAACGAAUCAGACAAUGAAUUGAGAGACGAUUAUAGCGAUGGUAAAUACAUAGUUACGCACAAAAUAUUCACCUAAUGGUUAGGUUCACGCUCAAAAAUUUGGUUUUAUAGACGAUUCGAUGGGAACUGGCGAUGAUUUGCCUAUCGAAAAGAAGUCUAAAGCGCUGGACAAAAUUAAUGUCAAGAUUCGGUAUGUUUUUUCUGCUGUGGAAAAUAUAGAUGUUUUGUUUAAUUAGGGAAGAAGGCGAACAGGAGCUGCGUCUGAACAUUGCGAACCAGGAAACCUUUGUUCUUCCGACAGUGGAACAGAUUGAAGAUGAAAUCAAGUCUGUUCCUAAUCUGGAAAUCGUCAAACAGAGAAUCUCUGACGUAAUGCAAGUACUGGGAGAUUUUAAAACUCGAAGGGAUCCUACUAAAAGCCGCCUACAAUAUGUCGACGUUCUGAAAAAAGAUCUGUGUACUCAGUACGGUUAUAAUGACUUUCUGAUGGGAAAAUUCAUGGAUCUUUUUCCGAACGGAGCUGAAUUGCUCGAGUUUCUCGACGCAAACGAUAAUCCUAGACCAGUGACCAUCCGAGCCAAUUCUUUGAAAGUGAAAAGGUAGGUCACGAAUUUUGGUAAAGAAAAUCAACCGCAGUUAUACGUGAAAGAAUUCGUAACACAUUCUGUCUUCAGACGCGAUCUCGCCAAAAAUCUGAUCAAUCGUGGCAUGAAUGUGGACCCCGCUGCCGACUGGACUAAAGUCGGACUGGUUGUGUACGAUUCACAGGUUCCUGUUGGUAUGUGCUCUCACUUGGAGUUUACUUCUAUGCAUGCGUCAUUCAGGUGCAACUCCCGAGUACUUGGCGGGUCACUACAUGAUCCAGGGUCUCAAUUCGCUUCUACCGGUGAUGGCUUUAGCUCCUCAGCCGGGAGAUCGUGUCCUCGACAUGUGCUCAGCCCCAGGUGGAAAAACCUCACACAUUGCUGCUCUUAUGAAGAACAGCGGAGUACUUUUCGCGAAUGAUGCUAGUGUUAGUUCCGCAAAUUUUCUAUUAAUCUGAAUCAAAAAUCUUCAUUGCAGUUUGAUCGUUGCCGUGCAAUUAUCGGAAACCUGCACCGCCUCGGUGUGAACAAUGCGGUUGUGUGCAACUUGGGUGGAGAAGAAUUUUGCAAAAUUCGUCCAAAUGGAUUUGAUAGAAUUCUACUCGAUGCACCAUGUUCGGGAACAGGAGUUAUUUGGAAAGAUCAGUCCGUCAAAACAAGCAAGGAUAGCCAGGAUAUUCAGAGACGACACACUGUUCAGAGACAACUAAUUCUCUCAGCGCUUGACUCUUUAGAUGCAAACUCUCCUAAUGGCGGAUAUCUUGUAUACUCGACCUGCUCCGUUCUAGUCGAGGAAAACGAGGCGGUUGUCAAUUUCCUACUCGAAAGACGUCAUUGUGAACUUGUUCCAACUGGUCUUCCGAUAGGUGUUGAUGGCUUCACUCGUUUCCGUGAUUAUCGGUUCCAUUCAUCUCUAUCAAUGACUAAGAGGUACUACCCACAUGUUCACAAUAUUGAUGGUUUUUAUGUGGCUAAAAUCAAGAAGCUAUCCAAUGUGAAGAUGAGCAAGCACGAAGUUAUGGAGGUUCGUGAUUUUCUUCUUGAACUGUAAAAAGUAAAAAUAAGUUAUUUUAAAAAUAGUCACUCAAAAAAAAUUCGGUUCGAGCCGAAAAAAAAAUUCGGUUCGGAAGCAGCUUCGUCUUUUUUUGCUUUGCCAAAAAAAAUAUUUCUCUGUAACAACUUUGCUAGUUUUUAAUAUGAAAACGUGUGCGGAAAAUUUGUUGUCCGGUUUUCGUUUUUUUCAACUUUCAAUAAUCCGCAAAUGCGCGGGAAUAGAAAAAGUGGGUAGCCUUUUAAGACGCGUAACGGUCGCGUUGUGUCUGGACGCCGGAGGCAAGAAUACUCUUACUAGAAAGAAUCUCGGUUUCAAAAGUCUUGUAAAUAAAUAAACAAAGGGACAGACUCCUCAAGACUUUUGUUAAUAAAAAUGAUGAUGACUGGGGUUGGAUUUCAGAGAGACAAGGAGCGAGCUUCAAAAAAAAAUAAUGAGAAGAACGCUGAAAACAAGACUGACAACCCUCAAAAAUCGGCUGGAAAUUCAUUGUUGAAAAAAAACGAAGGACACGAAGAAUCUGAUGACGAUUCUUCUCAUGGUAGUUUUCUCAUAAUUCUUUUAUCCUUUUUCAAAAUUCAGUGAGAAAUAUCGGAUCAGGUGCUCGUGCCAACAAAAAACGGCGCAAUCAAAAAAAAGCUGAAGCUAAACAAGAAGCUCUCAAGACCGAUGACGGAUUCAACACAGUGAGGAUAGCACUAAAAACACAAACCAGAAUUUUUUUUGAAGAUUGGAAAUAUUAAGAAGGGGAAGAGACCAACAAUUUUCAAGUCGAAAGUCCCGAAGAGAGCGGCCGCGCGUACUGGAGCCAAAUCGGUGAAAAAUAAGCGUAAGAAGAUGAUGGCGAAAAAAUGAAACAUUAAAAUUUUCAAAUCGUUGUCUGUUUUUUUUUUCUUUAUCUAUUUGUUAUAAUUGUUGGUUUUUUUUUGAAUAUAAAAGUUGUUCGAUGGAAAAUAGUUCGAGAAUUUCAUCCGGUUACCAACCAAUAUUUUAUUUAAACCAUUUCAUUUUUUUUACAAAAAACAUAGUAUAAUGCAGAUGGCAGUUGUCAGAGACGAGUUUGACGAAAUUCCUGACUCCGAAAUUCAAGAAACUCUUCUUGAAAGAAUCGAAGGUACUUUUCAAAAUAUUUACUGUUUUGUGGGGUCAUUCAGUGCAUGCUUUUGAACGUUUUGUUUUACGUUAAAAUAUUCAAUUCACCGAUGUAAAAAAAAAUUUUUUGAACGGAAAAACAUCCGCUGAAUAACCCCAUUGCGUUCAGGUUUGGGAGACAUGUUUCCGGAUAGUCUUCGUUCGGCCGUUUCAUCGGGCGUAUCUUGGUCCAAAUGGGGAAUUAAAGGAGUGGUAUGACUUCAAGUCUGCGUCAGACUUUAUAUAGAAUAUGUCUUUCAGCUCAAUCUGACGAAAAAUGCAGUUUGGAUAAUUUCCACGACAUCUCUCAUCGCCUUCCUGCCCUAUAUUAUCGAAAAAGAAAGGAGUGAUCUUGAAAAGACACAAGUUGCUCAGCAGCGCCAAAUGCUUCUCGGACCGUCUGCCGCCAUCCAGAACGCCAAAACCUCCUAA
This is a messenger RNA of Caenorhabditis sp. 36 PRJEB53466, 3786 nucleotides long. Lineage: Eukaryota; Metazoa; Nematoda; Chromadorea; Rhabditida; Rhabditidae. The record is from the annotation of a GenBank genome assembly.